This is a messenger RNA of Ilex paraguariensis (yerba mate), 831 nucleotides long. Lineage: Eukaryota; Viridiplantae; Streptophyta; Magnoliopsida; Aquifoliales; Aquifoliaceae. The record is from the annotation of a GenBank genome assembly.
AUGGCAGCAACUUCCUCAUACAUGGCUUCAACAAAAUUCUCCAUGUUGGAUUGGACAAGAACCAAAAGAGAACCGAUCAGAAAGAGAACUGUUUUUCCAAUUUCAGCUCAACAAACUGAAGUUCAAGAAGAAAUCACAGUAAAAGAAAACCAAGGACAAGAGGAAAAUAAGCAACAGCAGACAAUGAAGCCACCAAGGCCAGUUGAGCCACAAUUGAAUGUGAAGAGCAAGAACAUGAGCAGAGAAUAUGGAGGCCAGUAUUUGGCUCCUGAAUAUUUCAUGUAUGGAAAAGUUAAUGACAAGAUUGAUGUCUAUGCGUAUGGUGUAGUACUUCUUGAGCUUCUUUCCGGAAGAAAACCCAUAUGCAGUGACUAUCCAAAGGGCCAAGAGAGCCUGGUUAUGUGGGCAAAACCAAUUGUAAACAGCGGAAAGUUUACCCAAUUACUAGAUCCAACCUUAGACAGUAACUAUGACCGCGAACAAAUGGAGAGAAUGGUUUUAGCUGCUACUCUCUGUAUCAGACGUGCACCACGAGCUCGGCCGCAAAUGAGCCUCGUUUUGAAGCUCCUCCAAGGUGAUGUUGAAGUAACCAACUGGGCAAGGCUACAAGUGAAUGCUUCAGAAGGAUCUGAUGCAAUGCUGCAAGCUAAUGCAUUGGAAGGGUCUGACGCAGUGGAUGAUGAAGCCUUUUCACGUUCAAAUCUCCAGUCGCAUCUUAACCUUGCGUUGCUUGAUGUGGAGGAGGUUCUCUCCAUCAGCAGCAUCGAGCAAAGCAUCUCGUUAGAGGACUACUUGCAAGGCAGGUGGAGCCGCUCAUCGAGCUUUGACUAA